This is a messenger RNA of Limulus polyphemus (Atlantic horseshoe crab), 1356 nucleotides long. RefSeq names its product alcohol dehydrogenase class-3-like (gene Fdh). The record is from RefSeq and is a predicted model, not a curated record. Gene Ontology annotation, cellular component: cytosol. Gene Ontology annotation, molecular function: S-(hydroxymethyl)glutathione dehydrogenase [NAD(P)+] activity; zinc ion binding. Lineage: Eukaryota; Metazoa; Arthropoda; Merostomata; Xiphosura; Limulidae. Gene Ontology annotation, biological process: formaldehyde catabolic process. Bases 46 to 1182 code for a protein of 378 amino acids. The transcript is spliced from 10 exons.
GUAAAUCGCCCUCUGCGAUUCAAAGCACGCGUAUACUACAGAGAAAUGGACAGUAAAACUAUUGGGAAGCCUAUUAAGUGCCUUGCAGCAGUUGCAUGGGAACCCAAAAAACCUCUCUUGAUAGAAGAAAUUGAAGUGGCACCUCCUAAAGCUGGGGAAGUUCGUAUAAAGAUUGUGACUACUGCUGUCUGCCAUACUGAUGCUUAUACUCUGGAUGGACUUGACCCAGAGGGAAAGUUUCCAUGCAUCCUUGGUCAUGAAGGAGCUGGUUUUGUAGAGAGUGUGGGUGAGGGUGUUACAUCAGUCCAGCCUGGUGAUCAAGUUGUGCCUUUGUAUAUUCCUCAGUGUGGAGAAUGCAAAUUUUGCAAAAGUCCUAAAACUAACUUGUGUAGCAAGAUCAGAGCUACCCAGGGCCAAGGAGUAAUGCCUGAUGGUUCAUCUAGGUUCACGUGUAAGGGGCAACAGAUAUACCAUUUCAUGGGAACCAGUACAUUCAGUGAAUAUACAGUAGUUGCUGAAAUAUCUGUAGCUAAAGUAAACUCCAAAGCUCCAGCUGAUAAAAUUUGCUUGUUAGGUUGUGGGAUUCCAACUGGUUAUGGUGCAGCUCUUAACACUGCUAAUGUUGAGCCAGAAUCGAAUGUAGCUGUUUGGGGGUUGGGUACAGUAGGGUUAGCUGUGGCCAUGGGUUGUAAACAGAGAGGUGCAAAACGCAUCAUUGGAAUUGAUAUCAACCCAGAGAAGUUUGAAAUAGCCAGGAAGUUUGGAUUCACAGAGUUUGUCAACCCAAAAGAUUAUGAUAAGCCAAUACAACAGGUCUUAAUUGAUAUGACUGAUGGAGGUUUAGACUACACCUUUGAAUGUAUUGGAAAUGUUGCUACAAUGAGAGCUGCAUUAGAAGCAUGCCACAAGGGUUGGGGAGAGUCUGUGAUCAUUGGUGUAGCAGGAGCUGGACAAGAAAUUUCUACUCGUCCAUUUCAGUUAGUAACUGGAAGAGUGUGGAAAGGAAGUGCUUUUGGAGGAUGGAAAAGUCGGGAUGGGGUCCCAAAAAUGGUGGAACAGUAUCUGGAGGGGAAGUUAAUGGUUGAUGAGUUUAUCACACAUACCAUAACAUUGGAGAAGAUUAACGAGGCUUUUGACCUGAUGCAUAGUGGAAAGUCAUUGCGCAGUGUCAUCACUUUCUGAGGUGAAAAUCUUGGAUGUAAGACAUUGGAGGAAGAAUUUGUUACUAUUCAACAAAUUCAUUAAAUAUUAGUCAACUAUUUUUUGAAAGAUUAUCUGAAUUUCAGGCUUUUUCCUACAAUAUCCUUUUUGUAUUUCUUUGCAUUCUUAAAUAAAAAACAGUAUUUUUGCAGUAGC